UGACAGCGUACUGAGCAGCUCUUGUUUCUGUCUCCAAUUAUCCAAGCGUCUUAUCGCGAUGCCUCCCAGUCAUCAUCAUCAUCAUCACCGCUCGCUAUCUCGCGGGUCGACUCGUUCGUUGUCUCCUCGUUCACCGUCACCGCCAUCGCAGACUUUUCACUCGUCGAUUCUACCUCACCCUAUUCCUACCCCGGCACUUGUCGAGUCUGUCGCUGGUGCCGCCCAUUACUCAGGGGUCAAAGUAGAUCCAGAAACGUUGAAACACAGACGAGCGAGUAUAGAUCGACGAGAGACCUCCACCAAUGAGCCGGUGAAAGCAGACCACCAACGCAUUAUGGCUGACUUGAAGGAGCUCUAUUGUUGCCGGCCUACCAUGGAGAUUUUCGAAAGGUCGUGGAACAAGGACGCAGUGUUUGAGGACCCUCUUUCGUAUUGCAAAGGCUACAAAGAGUAUGCUGCCCAGUGGUUUGUUCUGCCGAAAUUGUGCUCCAAGUCGGAGACGCUGUCUACGAGAAUCAUGUCGUCGACGAGCUCCCCGAACCGAUUGGUAUUUGCGCAGAAACAAGAGUACACAGCACGACUGUUUGGGCAUAAAAAGGUCAUUGACUCGAUUGUCGUCGUUGACCUUGACCGUGAAGAGAAGAUUGUGAGAUUGGUUGAUCAAUGGGAUGGAAAGGUGCCGACAUGGUUUGGAUCGCACACAUUAAGACGUGCGAAUGCCAAGGUUGUCCCUUGGCUUGUACAUGUGCCGAAGCAGGCAUGAAUAUUUUGGGGGGGACAUUUAUACUACUCUAGGAUAUAAUAUAUACUUGUAAUAUAAUAUUAUAUGCGAAAUAUGGUAUUCUCCGGCCACGUGAAUUUCAAC
Molecule: messenger RNA, 865 nt
Organism: Guyanagaster necrorhizus
Lineage: Eukaryota; Fungi; Basidiomycota; Agaricomycetes; Agaricales; Physalacriaceae
Exons: 5
Coding region: 59-763 (234 amino acids)
Source: RefSeq, a predicted model, not a curated record